GAAAACAACAGUACAACGUGAAAUCGAUGAUGAGAUCAAAAUAAUACCAAGCAAUGAAGAAACGUGGAUGAACCUUCGCUUUGACACAAAAGAUCAUGGAUUGCUGUGGUACAAAUGCUAUGCACAUGAUAAGGGAUUUUCUGUUAGAGAAACAGGAGGGGUUAAGAGAACAAGCAAUAACAAACCGUGUGAAGUUGUAAGAUAUUUU
Molecule: messenger RNA, 208 nt
Organism: Linum tenue
Lineage: Eukaryota; Viridiplantae; Streptophyta; Magnoliopsida; Malpighiales; Linaceae
Source: the annotation of a GenBank genome assembly